CCAGAGUCUUCCGCAAACCUCGUCUCCUCCUUCUCUCUUCUCCCUCCUUCUCUCUUCUCCCUCCUUCUCUCUUCUCCCUCCUUCUCUCUUCUCCCUCCUUCUCUCUUCUCCCUCAGCUGCCCGUUUCAGUCCUGGCAACUUAAUCCUCAAUCACCAAUUUUCGAAUUGAGCAUCCACAUCAUGACAAUCGCGAUGGAGCCCCAAUAUCUUGACGCCUUGGUCGUCGGUGCUGGCUUUGGGGGUAUUUAUCAGCUUAAGAAGCUGCUUGAUCAAGGCCUCAAUGUCAAAGGCAUUGAUAUGGCAGACGAUGUCGGAGGCACUUGGCACUGGAAUCGCUAUCCAGGCGCCAUGUCUGACACCAUGUCCUUCCUGUACAGGUAUUCCUGGGACCAUGAAGAUCUCGUAUCAUACCCAUGGAGCCACCACUAUCUCCAAGGCCCAGAGAUUCUAGCAUAUCUAAAGCACGUUGUUAAGAAGUACGAUCUGCGAAAGCAUUUCCAGUUCGAAACGGAACUUCUCGCUGCGCAAUGGAACGAAGAAGAACUCCGAUGGGUCGUCACGCUAUCGACAAAGGAGGUCCUCAAAGUCAAGUAUCUCGUCACAGCACUCGGCUUGCUCUCCAAAACCAAUUUCCCAGCUUUUCCAGGCCUCGACAAGUUCGCAGGCGAGCUCUACCACACCGCCCGAUGGCCUCAAAAUGCGGACCUCAAAGGCAAGCGUGUAGGCGUUAUCGGGAACGGCUCGACAGGCGUGCAGCUUAUCACGGCACUUGCAAAAGCUGAAGAGGUCAAGCAAUUACUCUCCUUUCAGCGCAACCCACAAUAUAGCGUCCCAGCCGGCAAUGGUCCCGUCUCAACCCAGCACCGCAAACACUUGAACGAGACAUACGAUCAAGUCUGGGACCAAGCUAAAAAUAGCCUGUUUGCCUAUGGCUUUGAUGAGGAGCUCAAUCGACCCGCCACUAGUGUCAGUCCUGAGGAGCGGGAGCGUAUCUUCGAGGAGGCGUGGCAGCAAGGCAAUGGUUUUCGCUUCAUGUUUUGGACAUUUAGUGAUAUAACUGUCAAUGAAGAAGCAAAUAUCGCGGCUUCUGACUUCAUCAGGAACAAAAUCCGCCAGACGGUCAAGGACCCAGAGAAGGCGAGAAAGCUCUGUCCGACGGAAUGGUACGCUCGACGGCCGCUUUGCGAUAGUGGAUACUAUGAGCAGUUCAACCGCGAGAACGUUGAUAUCGUGGAUAUUAAGACCAAUCCCAUUACUGAGCUUACUGCGACUGGCAUCAAGACUGCAGACGGCAAGCUCUACGAGCUCGACGUCAUUAUCUGCGCAACUGGUUUUGACGCUGUUGACGGGAAUUACACACGCAUUGCCAUACAAGGACGAAACGGCGGGACGCUGAAAGACCAUUGGUCUAAGAUGGGCCCGACAUCGUACCUUGGUCUCUCAGUGCCUAAUUUUCCCAACCUCUUUUUGAUAACUGGUCCUAACGGCCCGUUCUCUAACCUCCCUCCUGCGAUUGAGUGUCACGUCGAGAUCAUCACUGACCUGAUCGCACGAGCCGAGAAAAAUGAGCUUCCAAAGGCCGCCAUUGGCACCAAUGGCUACACAAAUGGCUACAUGAACGGCCACGCAAAAAGCCACACCCAUGGCAUUGUCGAGGCCCUCUCCGAGGCCGAGCAAGAAUGGACGACGCGAUGCGACGAACUGAGCUCGAAGAGUCUCUUCCGGCGUAUUGACUCUUGGAUCUUUGGAAAGAAUGUGCCGGGGAAGAAGGGGACUACGAUGUUUUUCUUUGCAGGGCUGGGCCCGUACAGGAGGAUUGCGAAGGAGAUUUUGGAUGAUGAUUUGAGAGGUUUUAGGCGAUUCUGAGGUAACAGUGGUUUGAUUGAUAAAAUAAGACUGGUUUUUGUUUGCAAAUGUUCAUUUCGUGUCUCAAAGGAGGAUACUCUGUAGCUAUUUCACAGUAUAUAUCAAUGAGAAGUAUUUCAACAGAUCUCUG
Messenger RNA from Hyaloscypha bicolor E, 1996 nucleotides. Its product is annotated as FAD/NAD(P)-binding domain-containing protein. Bases 181 to 1866 code for a protein of 561 amino acids. Gene Ontology annotation, molecular function: flavin adenine dinucleotide binding; NADP binding; N,N-dimethylaniline monooxygenase activity. The transcript is spliced from 2 exons. NCBI's taxonomy places the organism in Eukaryota, Fungi, Ascomycota, Leotiomycetes, Helotiales, Hyaloscyphaceae. The record is from RefSeq and is a predicted model, not a curated record.